AUGUUCUCAUUCUCCUUAAUUUUAAUUAUUCAACUCCUUCAAUUAAUUUUUGCUUCUAAAAAUAUUUUUUCUGAUAUUACAACUUCUCUAAAUACAAAAUUAGAUCCCUGCAAAGAUUUUUAUAAAUUUGUUUGUGACGGAUUUGAAAGAAAAAUUAAAGUUUCAGAAUGUUAUGAAAUUAGUAAUGCAGCGACAAGGAAAGCUGAAGUAGAUGAUCAACUAGAAUUGAUACUAAAAACUACAAAAUCACCACCCCCAAAUCUCUCAAAAGGUCUAAAACAAUUAUUUCAAAAAAUGUUUGAAUUUCAUCAUUCUUGUAUGACAUGGUCUGGCAAAGAAUUAUUUGGAAGUAAUGCUGUAUUAAAUAAAUUAGAAUUAUUACAUACUGAUGGAAAAAUGAAAAGGCCACAAUUUAAUACAGAAUGGGGAAUUAAGGCAUUUCCUGUCGGUGGAUUUUUUCAGCUGGUUACUAUAUUCGAUACAAGGAAGGGUCGAACAAAUUUAGAAAGGAAAAUUGUAGGUAAGUGA
This is a messenger RNA of Meloidogyne enterolobii, 528 nucleotides long. NCBI's taxonomy places the organism in Eukaryota, Metazoa, Nematoda, Chromadorea, Rhabditida, Meloidogynidae. The record is from the annotation of a GenBank genome assembly.